AUGCUCCGCCACCAACUAACAUCUCGACCAUCAAUGCCACAGCCGCAGACCGGCGACGAGGGCGACCUGAAUGCACCCAGUGCUAACAUUGUCGACGUCCACCUAACAACCACAGCAUCAUUAUUCUCCUCCUCCUCCUUCUUCGCCACCACCACCAACACCGUCCCCUCUUCCGGCAAUGCGGACUCGACCCUAACUUGUCCCUACUGCGAUCGCAAUAUCACAUCACGCAUUGGCCUGGCCGGUCACUUACAACUUUGA
Messenger RNA from Spirometra erinaceieuropaei, 261 nucleotides. Lineage: Eukaryota; Metazoa; Platyhelminthes; Cestoda; Diphyllobothriidea; Diphyllobothriidae. The record is from the annotation of a GenBank genome assembly.